CAUACACAGCUCACUAUCCAACCAAGGGAGGGUUUUCAGAAGAGAGAGAGAGAGAGAGAAUAAUUAAAAAGGCCUUUGCCUUCAUCUUUGCUAUUGCAAGAGAGAAGGACCAGCUAUUCAAUUACCUUCAUCCAUCUUCUACUUCCUUCUUUCUCUCUUUCUUCUUCUUCUUCUUCUUUCACCCUCCUUGUUUCAGUUAAGAAACUCGAGAUCAGCCAUGACAAGCUGCGGCAUCGAUGUUGCGCCCGAGCAACUCUGUUACAUCCCCUGCAACUUUUGCAAUAUUGUUCUUGCGGUGAGUGUUCCAUGCAGCAGCCUGUUUGACAUUGUGACCGUUCGAUGCGGGCACUGCACCAAUCUAUGGUCCGUGAACAUGGCCGCCGCGUUUCAGUCACUGUCAUGGCAAGAUGUUCAGGGACCCGGGCACUGCAACCCAGAGUACAGGAUUGACACUGGCUCCACCUCCAAAUGCAACAACAGGAUUGCAAUGCGUCCACCCACCACUAAUGUAACUGAGGAAAGGGUUGUCAAUAGGCCUCCCGAGAAGAGGCAGCGCGUACCUUCUGCUUAUAAUCAGUUUAUAAAGGAAGAGAUUCAGAGGAUCAAAGCCAAUAAUCCUGAUAUCAGUCACAGAGAAGCUUUCAGUACAGCUGCCAAAAACUGGGCACAUUUUCCCCAUAUUCACUUCGGGCUGAUGCUGGACAGCAACAACCAAGCUAAGAUGGAAAAUGUUUCUGAGAAGCAUUUAAUGUCAAGGGCUGCGCUAAUGAAUAAAUGAAAGCUAUCUUCAUCAUGAUAUCAUACUAUGGGUCCUGAGUUUCGUUUGAGUCUGUCAAGAAAAAAAAGUCCAACCUAUAAUGAGUUUUAAGGACAAUCUGCAUUUUUCUUUUGUUAAUGUACUUGUCACUACUUAAUUACUACUUGUUCAAUGGAUGCUUUAAUUUCAUGCAAGAAUGUUACUUUCCCUUA
This is a messenger RNA of Vigna radiata var. radiata (mung bean), 969 nucleotides long. RefSeq names its product axial regulator YABBY 5. Gene Ontology annotation, biological process: cell fate commitment; multicellular organism development; abaxial cell fate specification. Bases 218 to 778 code for a protein of 186 amino acids. NCBI's taxonomy places the organism in Eukaryota, Viridiplantae, Streptophyta, Magnoliopsida, Fabales, Fabaceae. The record is from RefSeq and is a predicted model, not a curated record. The transcript is spliced from 7 exons. Gene Ontology annotation, cellular component: nucleus.